AUGGCGGCCAGUUGCGCUGGGCAGCGGUGGUGCAGCGGCGGCGUUGCGGCAGCCGGGCAGGAUGCGGACUCGGCCCGGAGAGAUGAAGGUAGUGACGGCAGCUUGAGUGACAGCCACAUAUCUCCUCCAGCCAAACGUACCUUAAAACAUGCUGAUUCGGUAUGCAAAGACAAAUCAAAAUCUCGCAGUACUGGGCAGCGAGAAGAAUGGAGCAUCUCAGCUGGACAGUCCCGGUUAGCUUCUCAGUCUGGUGCUACCUUACCAAAUGGGCGUAGUUUAUCUCUCAAAAGCUGUUCCCUUCGAGGGGAAAAAAAGGGAGACGGGGACCAUGCCUGUAUAAAUGGAGGCAGAGAAAUCAGAAAAAGUUGCCGAUCCAGAAAAAACAGAUUCGAAAGUUUGAAUCAGAGCUUAUUAUUUGACCAGCUGGUAAACAGUACUGCUGAAGCGGUUCUCCAGGAAAUGGACAAUAUUAACAUCAGACGGAACAGGCGAUCUGGAGAAGUGGAACGGUUACGCAUGUGGACGGAUACAGAAUUUGAAAACAUGGAUAUGUAUUCACGUGUAAAGAGGAGGAGGAAAUCAUUGAGGAGAAACAGCUAUGGAAUCCAGAACCACCACGAAGUUUCCACUGAAGGGGAAGAAGAAGAAUCUCAAGAAGAAGAUGGAGAUAUUGAAGCUGAGGAGGCAGAGGGAGAAGAAAAUGAUCGUCCCUAUAAUUUGAGACAAAGAAAAACAGUGGAAAGAUAUCAGGCACCUCCUAUAGUGCCAGCCCACCAGAAGAAAAGGGAAAAUGCAUUGUUUGACAUCCACAGGUCUCCUGCUAGAAGAAGCCACAUCAGGAGAAAAAAGCAUGCCAUUCAUAGCAGUGAUACAACCUCAUCAGAUGAAGAACGCUUUGAAAGAAGAAAAUCUAAGAGCAUGGCAAGGGCAAGGAACAGAUGUCUGCCUAUGAACUUCAGAGCCGAAGACUUGGCCAGUGGAAUCCUUCGCGAGCGAGUGAAAGUCGGUGCGAGCUUGGCGGAUGUAGACCCGAUGAUUCUCGACAAAUCAGUGCGCUUUGACAGCAUAGGGGGUUUAAGCAACCACAUUCAUGCACUUAAGGAAAUGGUUAUAUUUCCUCUUUUAUACCCUGAAAUCUUUGAGAAAUUCAAAAUUCAGCCACCGAGGGGCUGUUUAUUUUAUGGUCCUCCUGGAACAGGUAAAACUUUGGUAGCUAGAGCUCUGGCUAACGAAUGCACCCAAGGAGAGAGAAAGGUUGCUUUCUUUAUGAGGAAAGGAGCAGACUGUCUCAGCAAAUGGGUUGGAGAAUCUGAACGGCAACUCCGACUCCUGUUUGACCAAGCAUACCUAAUGAGGCCAUCCAUAAUCUUUUUUGAUGAAAUAGAUGGCUUGGCUCCAGUCCGUUCAAGCAGACAAGACCAGAUUCACAGCUCAAUAGUAUCUACUCUUCUUGCUCUCAUGGAUGGUCUGGACAACAGAGGCGAAAUUGUUGUCAUUGGUGCUACAAACAGACUUGAUUCUAUAGACCCAGCACUCAGGAGACCUGGUCGUUUUGACAGGGAAUUUCUUUUCAGCUUGCCAGAUCAAAAGGCAAGAAAGCACAUUUUACAAAUUCAUACCAGGGACUGGAACCCCAAAUUGUCAGAUCCAUUUUUAGGAGAGUUAGCUGAAAAAUGUGUUGGGUAUUGUGGAGCUGACAUAAAAGCACUUUGCACUGAGACGGCCUUGAUUGCCCUGCGACGGCGCUACCCUCAGAUCUACGCGAGCAGCCAGAAGCUGCAGCUGGACGUUUCUUCAAUAGUCCUCAGCGCACAAGAUUUUUACCACGCCAUGCAGAACAUUGUGCCUGCCUCUCAACGUGCCGUCAUGUCAUCGGGACACUCGCUAUCUCCCGUCGUAAGGCCGCUGUUGGAAAGGACCUUCAGUAACAUUCUGGCGGUUUUACAUAAAGUGUUUCCUCAUUCUGAGUUCAGUCAGGGUGACAAAAAAGAAGAGAUACCAAGUCUAAUUUUGGAUGACAGUGAAGAUGAAAACGUGUCAUCAAUAUUUGAGACAAGUUGCCAGUCAGGAUCACCAAAGAAACAAUUAUCAGCUGCUGUACAUAAAUCCUACCUUCAUUUUACGAUAUCAGCUUACCACCAGCCUACUGCUUACAGGCCAAGAUUACUGCUUUCUGGAGAAAGGGAUUCAGGUCAGACUUCGCACCUUGCUCCAGCCCUAUUGCACUCUUUGGAAAAAUUUGCUGUACACAGAUUAGAUCUGCCUGCACUCUAUUCAGUCAGUGCCAAAACACCUGAGGAGUCCUGUGCACAGAUCUUUCGUGAAGCAAGAAGAACACUACCAAGUAUUAUUUACAUGCCUCAGAUCGGUGAUUGGUGGGAAGCCGUCAGUGAAACUGUGAGAGCUACAUUUCUAACUUUGCUGCAAGAUAUACCAUCAUUCUCACCUAUAUUUCUACUCUCUACCUCUGAAACCAUGUAUAGUGAACUGCCUGAAGAGGUGAAAUGUAUCUUUAAAAUCCAGUACGAAGAGGUUUUUUACAUUCAGAGACCCAGUGAAGAAGACAGGCGGAAGUUUUUCCAAGAGCUGGUUCUAAACCAGGCGUCGAUGCCUCCUCCGAGAAGAAAGCAUACUGCUCUUUCUGAUAGGGAGGUCCUUCCCCUUGCCCUGCCGUCUCCGACCCGCCAGUUGUCAGAGGGGGAAAAGCAGCGUAUGGAAGACCAGGAAGAGAACACUCUGCGAGAGCUGCGCCUGUUUCUCAGGGACGUUACCAAGCGGCUGGCCACUGACAAGCGCUUUAACAUCUUCAGCAAACCGGUGGAUAUUGAAGAGGUUUCAGACUAUCUGGAAGUUAUCAAAGAGCCGAUGGACCUGUCUACGGUAAUAAGUAAAAUUGACAAACAGAACUAUUUAACAACAAAGGAUUUCCUCAUCGACAUUGAUCUCAUCUGCAGCAAUGCAUUGGAAUAUAAUCCUGACAAAGAUCCUGGGGAUAAAAUAAUUAGGCACCGAGCCUGUACUUUGAAGGAUACUGCUCAUGCUAUCAUUGCUGCUGAGUUGGAUCCAGAGUUCAAUAAAAUGUGCGAAGAAAUCAAGGAAGCAAGGAAAAAAAGAGGCUUAUCAGUAGCAGCAGAGCAAAUAAAUCCUCAUGACGCUGUACAGAAAACAGAAACCAGAAUUGAAGAGGCUUUUCAGAACAAACAAAAAAAUGCAAUGUCAGUCUGGCACAACUCCGCAAAUAAAUGCGCAUUUCGGUUAAGAAGGAAAUCAAGGCGCCGUUCACAGUGGGGCAAAGGCAUUAUUAAAAAGAGGAAAGUCAAUUAUCUGAAGAAAGAUGAGGAUGAUGCCAAAUUUGCCGAUGAUGAAAACCAGGGGGAGGACAGCAAGUUGCUGGAGAACGGAGAGCUGGAGGGAAGUACAGACUGCGUCGAGGAGAACGGAGAGGAGACAGGCGAUUUCUCUAUGACAAACGACGAGUCCUCUUGUGAUAUCAUGGAUAUACACGCAGUGCAAAGACUCAAUAAUGGGACAGUAGGGAAAGAAAAUAGUAUUCAGUCCACAGAGGAGAGUUCAAACGAAUCUCUGCUAGUGAGUAACAAGGUUACUGUGAAUGCAGGGAAGGACUCGAGAAAGGGGUCAUCGUUCAAGAGCGACUGUUUAAAUGGAGAGGUCUCUGAGGGCACACCGGCUCCAGCGUGUCAGGAUGACAAAUGCGAUUCGCUGAAUGCUGCUUCAUCUUCGGGCAUCCUCGACGCAUCCGCUCCCUUACAAAACACAGCCACUGACGAGCAACAAAAAGAAAACGCAGAAGCUUCCGGUGAGAGCCCGGAAGUCGAACUGAUAAAGCAGUCUGGUACUGAGGCACCACAAUGCAGCGAUAACGAAAAGAGAUUGCAGAGCGGUGAUACUGAAGCUAAAGAAACUGAAUCAGAUAAAGAAGGUACACUGAAAAAUAAAAGGCCUCGUAAAGUUUCUUUGGCCCAGGUUCCAGAAGAGCAGUUGGAUCCUGCACCUCCUGUAGUUGUUGACCGUGACAGAUUAAAGAACUUGCUCGAUUUGCUGGUUAAAAAAAGUGACAACUUGACUGUCGCUCAGCUUGAGAGGCUGUACUCACUUCUCAAUCAGUGUAUCUACCGGCAUCGUAAGGAUUAUGACAAGUCACAGCUUGUAGAGGAGAUGGAGAGAACUGUUCAUACAUUUGAAACAUUCCUGUGAACUCUUCAAGGCACGAGAGGUUGAUCUCUUCAUAAGCUGCUUGCAGGAGAGCAGUCUUCUGAGCCAUUCGAUUUCCAGUCGCACCAAGUAUAUGCAGAGCCUUGGUCUUCGCAUGCUUGCUCUCUUCUCACUUUCUGUUAUGAAUUUGGUGCUAUUGUCUCAGGUACCUGAAACCAGCCAGCCUACAAGAACCAAACGGAACUUCAUAAAUAUUUGUAUCUUGAUAUAAAUAAAGAAUACAAUGCCACAACUUGGGGAUAUUUUUUGUUUUGGUGCUACAGAAACUGCUGCUCAUUUCUGCUGUCUACAUGCAUUAUUUUGUGAGAAGCUUCGGGCAAAAUGGAGCCGGCUGAGGAGAAAACAGAAACAAAAACUUACCACACGCAGACUGGAUAAUGCUGAUCUAAAACUGAUUGUUUUGAAGUGGGCAACUUCUACAAUUUUACUUUCAGUUCCCCCCCCCCCUUUUUUUUGUUAUUCUCCGAGGUAACGGACUGAAGUUGGUGGUGAAGAAUUGUGGUAACAAUGAAUUAUUAACUUGGUAUACAAUAAUGUGAAGAUGAGGCUCUCUAGGGCUGCCUUCAAAUGUGCCUUUUUAGUCAGAGGAGGAGGAGGAGAAGGCUAUUCAAAUAGUUGGGAUUGUAGCCAGUGGCAGAGUUAGAAAGUUAUUUUCAAAAUCCUGUGUUCCCAAAGAACAGCUUUAGGUUCCCACACUGUCAAUCAGCAGAUUAUGUUUCAACAUUUCUGUGUUGCUCUGCAGAAGAUUAAAUUAUGGGGAAAAGACCUCUCAAAUUGGUUAAAAAAAUGCAUUUGUUUCACAGGUGUAUUUGGUUUUUAAAGCAAAUUACCUAGUGAAAAGUUUGCAGUGGUUUAAGGUGGCUGUAGUUAGGUUUUUACAUGUUCCAUCUUAUCUUUUAGAUCUUUAUUUAAAAACAAAGAUUUAUUUCCACACUUUCCGUUAUGUUGGAAGCUAAGACUAACUCGACGGCUGUACGCAGGAAAGAUGGUUUGUUCUGCAAAACCUUUACAGUAUGAAUUAGACUAGGCUCAUGUUCAGUUCAAUCCAUAUUGAAGCAUAUUGUUCAGUUCAAUCCAUAUUGAAGUAUUAGUGAGACAAUAACUGAAUGGCCAUUCUUCGGUUGACUACUGUUUUUUUUGGACCGCUGAAUUGGCCCGUAAGGGUUGCAGUUCUCUGGAGAGUAAUGAUAAGGUGAUAGUUCUCAAGCUCUGUUCUGUUUCGGGAAAGUAAAAAAGGUGGCCCACUCUAAACAGCAGGAAGUCCCUUCAACUUGUCUCCAAGACAGAUUUCUCUCAGACUACCCCAUAGAAAGAGAGGGGAAUAGGGGGAACACCUGGUAUUAAAUGUUGUGACGGGGAGAAUCCAUUGAUAACUUUACCUGAAACUGCAGGAGUGUCUUCUAAAAUAUGCAACUCAGUAACACUUCGUUGUAAAUCAAGCAAAAACAGUCUUGAACUGCCGCAGAGUCCUUCAGCUACCUCAGCUUUUUGUAUUUUCGUUACCAACAGUGUUUACAGAAAGCUGUAAUUGCUCUGCUGCUGUUCACCUGCUGAAAUUAGGGUACAUGUCACCCAGGUGUGUUGCUUAUUUGCAGUAAGUCACUGCUCAAAUUCAGAUGCCAGCCUCGGGCUGCUUCAGUGAUCCAAAGUGCAUUCUUUUGGUUCGAGAUUUUGACAGAUUCCAGCCAAAUCUUCCCCGAGCCCAUCCACGCCCAAAUACCACUUGUUUAGUUCUUAGUAUGCGUUUAGUCAACAGUGUUCAAAACACAACUCCUGUAGAAAAUGCUGUAUUUUUAGGUGGGAAAGUGCGAUUAAAAACAAAUACAUUUUAACCUAGUACUUUGUUCCUUUUUAGAAAUUUGAUUGUGGGGGACUUUUUCCAUUAUUUUUUUUCCAUUAGUAUUUAUUGCCAUCAACUCUGUUUAGGAUAUUUUGCUGACAAAUCCAUUAGCAUUUUGUAUUUUGAUGGAAAUUGUUACGAGACUCUUUAAAGAUUUGAAGAAAUAAAAAAAUGUAGCAGAUUUUUUGUAGCAAGUUUCUGGUAAAACAGUUUUUUGCAAGUCUCGGGUUCUUGCAGCAUUUUUUAAAAUAUUGUAGUUAGGAAAUUCCUUUGUUCAAGUAGCAGCAGCACUUGUGAAAAGAAAAAAAAAACUGCAUACAUUUUCUAACAGGUUGCUAAAUUUGUACAAGCAGAAAUAAUUUAAAUAUAGUAAUCAGAUAAUUUGAAGAGUAUCUUGAAUUUGUGUCCAGCAUUAAAAAUGCUUCCGACCAGUCAUUUAUUAAAAAAAAAAAUACAAUCUUUAGUAGUUUUUGAAUGUUGAUAAAGUGAGGAACAGCCUCUAAAUGUUUUAGAUCUUUCGGAAGAAUUAGCUUAUAUAAAUGUAUUAGUGGACAACAUGAAUAAAAUUAUAUAUUCUCCCUUUUGGCUCCAAAACUACACUAAUACGUAUAUUGUUUUUCUUUACUAAUAGCUUAGUGGUUGUAGGGUAAAACCUGUUUAUCUCUCCAUGUUGUCAAAGCUGUUUACUAUUUGUAAUUUUUUUUAUUAUUGUUUUUGCCACAUAAAAUUGGCAAUAAUUUGUACAAAUCAAUUCCUGUUCCUUGUUAUGAAUAUUACCAAUGAACUCCCGGGCAAGGCUUUCUCCUAGGGCCGGAUGGAGGUUAAAUUGCUGUGGGGCUAAUGACGGAACUGCUCUAAGACGAACUUGGCUAUGGAGUUUAAUUGUGUUUUGCAAGCUUGAAUUUCACCUGUGAUUAAUUUAUGUUUUGUGUCCUCUGUAUCGUUACUUGAGUUUUCUCAUAUGCCAAUGUAUUUAUUAUAGGAUUAUUGGUUUUGUUUUUUGCUAAUACCUCGUCUUCCCAUUCUUUUAAGUUGGAGGGUCAGUUCUGGCUUUGAUAUUUUGAAUGGCAGGUCCUGUAGCUGGUAGUCUCUUCUCUCCCUCCUUCCUUCGCCUCCACACUCUUAAUUUUUUUGUAAAUUCAACAUGAGCUUAGAUUUCAGCUUGUACCUGCUUCUCUUCUAUAUUGUACAUUGGUUUGCUUAGGCAAUGGGGGUGUCUUGUUUUUGAUUUCGUUCUUGUGUGUCUACUUUUGAAUUACGUAAGCUUACAUCAUCAGCUAUGGUAAAUUUUGGAUUCCAUAUGUUGUACUCAGAAUUGUGUUUCACUUGACUUCUUUUUCUUUUCUCUUUUUUUUGCAUCUCAACUUUAUUUUGCAUUAGUUAAGUAAAUUAUUUAAUUUUUUUUUUUGAAUUCCUGGAUAUUUUGAACAUUUUACUGUAAUUUGUAAUAUAACUGCUGUGAAAUACUUGAAUAAAGAUGACAAGUAAGAUGGG
Sphaerodactylus townsendi is the source of this 7567-nucleotide messenger RNA. RefSeq names its product ATPase family AAA domain containing 2B (gene ATAD2B). Gene Ontology annotation, cellular component: nucleus. The coding region runs from base 1 to 4215 and encodes 1404 amino acids. Gene Ontology annotation, biological process: positive regulation of transcription by RNA polymerase II. The record is from RefSeq and is a predicted model, not a curated record. Lineage: Eukaryota; Metazoa; Chordata; Lepidosauria; Squamata; Sphaerodactylidae. The transcript has 29 exons. Gene Ontology annotation, molecular function: ATP hydrolysis activity; chromatin binding; histone binding.